This is a messenger RNA of Puma concolor (puma), 5691 nucleotides long. Lineage: Eukaryota; Metazoa; Chordata; Mammalia; Carnivora; Felidae. The record is from RefSeq and is a predicted model, not a curated record.
AUGAAAGCCAUGCCGUGGAAUUGGACUUGCCUGCUCUCCCAUCUCCUGAUGGUGGGGAUGGGCUCCUCCACUCUGCUCCCCCGGCAGCCACCCCCAGUGUCCCAGAAGCGGUCUUUUGUUACGUUCCGCGGGGAGCCAGCUGAGGGUUUCAAUCACUUGGUGGUGGACGAGAGGACAGGGCACAUUUAUUUGGGGGCCGUCAACCGGAUCUACAAGCUCUCCAGUGACCUGAAGGUCUUGGUGACCCACCAGACAGGGCCGGACGAGGACAACCCCAAGUGUUACCCACCCCGCAUUGUCCAGACAUGCAAUGAGCCCCUGACCACCACCAACAAUGUCAACAAGAUGCUCCUGAUAGACUACAAGGAGAAUAGGCUGAUUGCCUGUGGGAGCCUGUAUCAAGGCAUCUGCAAGCUUCUCAGGCUGGAGGACCUCUUCAAGCUGGGGGAGCCUUUUCACAAAAAGGAACACUACCUGUCUGGAGUCAACGAGAGCGGCUCUGUCUUUGGAGUGAUCGUCUCCUACAGCAACCUAGAUGACAAGCUCUUCAUCGCCACAGCAGUGGAUGGGAAGCCAGAGUACUUCCCUACCAUCUCCAGCCGGAAGCUGACCAAGAACUCAGAGGCGGACGGCAUGUUCGCUUACGUCUUCCAUGAUGAGUUUGUGGCCUCGAUGAUUAAGAUCCCUUCAGACACCUUCACUGUCAUCCCUGACUUUGACAUCUACUAUGUCUAUGGCUUCAGCAGUGGCAAUUUUGUCUACUUUUUGACCCUUCAGCCUGAGAUGGUGUCUCCACCAGGCUCCACCACAAAGGAGCAGGUCUAUACAUCCAAGCUUGUGAGGCUUUGCAAAGAGGACACCGCCUUCAACUCCUACGUGGAGGUGCCCAUUGGCUGUGAGCGCGGCGGGGUGGAGUACCGCUUGCUGCAGGCCGCCUACCUAUCCAAAGCCGGGGCCGUGCUCGCCCGGACCCUCGGAGUCCGUCCGGAGGACGACCUCCUGUUCACUGUCUUCUCCAAGGGCCAGAAACGGAAAAUGAAAUCCCUGGAUGAGUCAGCCCUGUGCAUCUUCAUCUUGAAGCAGAUCAACGAUCGCAUUAAGGAGCGACUGCAGUCCUGCUACCGGGGCGAGGGCACGCUGGACCUGGCCUGGCUUAAGGUGAAGGACAUUCCCUGCAGCAGUGCGCUCUUAACCAUUGAUGAUAAUUUCUGUGGCCUGGAUAUGAAUGCCCCCCUGGGCGUGUCUGAGAUGGUGCGUGGCAUUCCCGUCUUCACGGAGGACAGGGACCGCAUGACUUCUGUCAUUGCCUACGUCUACAAGAAUCACUCUCUGGCCUUCGUGGGCACCAAAAGUGGCAAGCUGAAGAAGCCUUUAUUGGCCUUGGGCAACCCAGGAGGGGGCAGUGCCCUCCAGUAUGAGACUGUGCAGGUGGUAGACCCCGGCCCAGUCCUCCGGGAUAUGGCCUUCUCCAAGGACCACGAGCAGCUCUACAUCAUGUCAGAAAGGCAGCUCACUAGAGUCCCUGUGGAGUCCUGUGGUCAGUAUCGGAGCUGCAGUGAGUGCCUUGGCUCUGGUGAUCCCCACUGCGGCUGGUGUGUGCUCCACAACACGUGCACCCGGAAGGAGCGCUGUGAGAGGUCCAGAGAGCCCCGCAGGUUUGCCUCUGAGAUGAAGCAGUGUGUCCGGCUGACUGUCCAUCCCAGCAACAUCUCUGUGUCCCAGUACAAUGUCCUGCUGGUCCUAGAGACAUACAAUGUCCCGGAGCUGUCAGCUGGAGUCAACUGCACCUUUGAGGACCUGUCAGAGAUGGAUGGGCUGGUGGUAGGCAAUCAGAUCCAGUGCUACUCCCCAGCAGCCAAGGAGGUGCCCCGAAUAAUCACAGAGAAUGGGGACCACCAUGUCGUCCAGCUGCAGCUCAAGUCGAAGGAGACGGGCAUGACCUUUGCCAGCACCAGCUUUGUCUUCUACAACUGCAGCGUCCACAAUUCGUGCCUGUCCUGUGUUGAGAGCCCAUACCGCUGCCACUGGUGUAAAUACCGGCACGUCUGUACCCAUGACCCCAAGACUUGUUCCUUCCAGGAAGGCCGAGUGAAGCUGCCUGAGGACUGCCCCCAGCUGCUGCGAGUGGACAAGAUCCUGGUACCCGUGGAGGUGAUCAAGCCAAUCACUCUCAAGGCCAAGAACCUUCCCCAGCCACAGUCUGGGCAGCGCGGGUAUGAAUGCAUCCUCAACAUCCAGGGCAGCGAGCAGAGGGUGCCCGCCCUACGCUUCAACAGCUCCAGCGUGCAGUGCCAGAACACCUCUUAUUCCUAUGAAGGGAUGGAGAUCAACAAUCUGCCUGUGGAGUUGACAGUUGUGUGGAACGGGCACUUCAACAUCGACAACCCAGCUCAGAACAAAGUUCACCUCUAUAAGUGCGGAGCCAUGCGGGAGAGCUGCGGGCUGUGCCUGAAGGCGGACCCGGACUUCCAGUGCGGCUGGUGCCAGAGUCAGGGCCAGUGCACCCUGAGGCAGCACUGCCCCGUUCACGAGAGCCCGUGGUUGGAGCUGUCGGGCACAAACAGCAGGUGCACCAACCCCCGCAUCACAGAGAUAAUCCCAGUCACGGGUCCUCGGGAAGGGGGCACCAAGGUCACCAUCCGAGGGGAGAACCUGGGUCUGGAAUUCCGGGACAUCGCCUCCCAUGUGAAGGUGGCCGGUGUGGAGUGCAGCCCUUUAGUGGAUGGCUACAUCCCUGCAGAACAGAUCGUGUGUGAGAUGGGGGAGGCCAAGCCGAGCCAGCACGCAGGCUUCGUGGAGAUCUGUGUGGCCGUGUGUCGGCCUGAGUUCAUGGCCCGGUCCUCACAACUCUAUUACUUCAUGACGCUGACUCUCUCGGACCUGAAGCCCAAACGGGGGCCCAUGUCGGGGGGCACCCAAGUGACCAUCACGGGCACCAACCUGAACGCGGGCAGCAAUGUGGUGGUGAUGUUCGGGAAGCAGCCUUGCCUCUUUCACAGACGCUCUCCGUCCUACAUCGUCUGCAACACCACAUCCUCAGAUGAGGUGCUAGAAAUGAAGGUGAUGGUGCAAGUGGACAAGGCCAGCAUCCACCAGGACCUGUUCUUCCAGUAUGUGGAGGACCCCACCAUCGUGCGGAUCGAGCCAGAGUGGAGCAUAGUCAGUGGAAACACACCCAUCGCCGUAUGGGGGACUCACCUGGACCUCAUACAGAAUCCCCAGAUCCGUGCCAAGCAUGGAGGGAAGGAGCACAUCAAUCUCUGUGAGGUCCUGAACGCCACUGAGAUGACCUGCCAGGCUCCGGCCCUCGCUCUGGGGCCCGACCACCAGUCUGACCUGACCGAGAGGCCUGAGGAGUUUGGCUUCAUCCUGGACAACGUCCAGUCCCUGCUAAUCCUCAACAAGACCAACUUCACCUACUAUCCCAACCCCGUGUUUGAGGCCUUCGGGCCCUCAGGAGUCCUGGAGCUCAAGCCUGGCACUCCCAUCAUCCUGAAGGGCAAGAACCUGAUCCCACCAGUGGCUGGGGGUAAUGUGAAGCUGAACUACACCGUGCUGGUUGGGGAGAAGCCGUGCACGGUGACGGUGUCGGAUGUGCAGCUGCUCUGCGAGUCCCCCAACCUCAUCGGCAGGCACAAAGUGAUGGCCCGAGUCGGUGGCAUGGAGUACUCCCCGGGGAUGGUGUACGUGGCCCCGGACAGCCCGCUCAGCCUGCCCGCCAUCGUCAGCAUCGCCGUGGCAGGCGGCCUCCUGGUCAUCUUCAUCGUAGCCGUCCUCAUCGCCUACAAACGCAAGUCCCGCGAAAGUGACCUCACGCUGAAGCGGCUGCAGAUGCAAAUGGACAACCUGGAGUCGCGUGUGGCCCUGGAGUGCAAAGAAGCUUUUGCCGAGCUGCAGACGGACAUCCAUGAGCUGACCAGUGACCUGGACGGAGCUGGGAUCCCCUUCCUGGAUUACAGAACGUACACCAUGCGGGUGCUGUUCCCAGGGAUUGAAGACCAUCCUGUGCUCCGAGACCUCGAGGUCCCGGGCUACCGGCAGGAGCGCGUGGAGAAGGGCCUGAAGCUCUUUGCCCAGCUCAUCAACAACAAGGUGUUCCUGCUGUCCUUCAUCCGCACCCUGGAGUCCCAGCGAAGCUUUUCCAUGCGCGACCGCGGCAACGUGGCCUCGCUCAUCAUGACGGUGCUGCAGAGCAAGCUGGAGUAUGCGACCGACGUGCUGAAGCAGCUGCUGGCCGACCUCAUCGACAAGAACCUGGAGAGCAAGAACCACCCCAAGCUGCUGCUCAGGAGGACUGAGUCGGUGGCUGAGAAGAUGUUGACCAACUGGUUCACUUUUCUGCUCUACAAGUUCCUCAAGGAGUGCGCCGGGGAGCCCCUCUUCUCGCUGUUCUGUGCCAUCAAGCAGCAGAUGGAGAAGGGGCCCAUCGAUGCCAUCACAGGAGAGGCCCGCUACUCCCUGAGUGAGGACAAGCUUAUCCGCCAACAGAUCGACUACAAAACCCUGGUGCUGAGCUGUGUCAACCCAGACAAUGCCAACAGCCCCGAGGUCCCAGUAAAGAUCCUCAACUGCGACACCAUUACUCAGGUCAAGGAGAAGAUUCUGGAUGCCAUCUUCAAGAAUGUGCCCUGCUCCCACCGGCCCAAGGCUGCAGACAUGGACCUGGAGUGGCGACAAGGAAGCGGGGCGAGGAUGAUCCUACAGGAUGAAGACAUCACCACCAAGAUUGAGAAUGACUGGAAGAGACUGAACACGCUGGCCCAUUACCAGGUGCCAGAUGGUUCUGUGGUGGCUUUAGUGUCCAAGCAGGUGACAGCCUACAAUGCCGUGAACAACUCCACAGUCUCCAGGACCUCGGCAAGUAAAUAUGAAAACAUGAUCCGAUACACCGGCAGUCCUGACAGCCUCCGCUCGCGCACACCCAUGAUCACCCCCGACCUAGAGAGCGGAGUCAAGAUGUGGCAUCUGGUGAAGAACCACGAGCACGGGGACCAGAAGGAGGGCGACCGGGGGAGCAAGAUGGUGUCUGAAAUCUAUCUGACGCGUCUGCUGGCCACGAAGGGCACGCUGCAGAAGUUUGUGGACGACCUGUUCGAGACCAUCUUCAGCACGGCGCACCGGGGCUCGGCCCUGCCCCUGGCCAUCAAGUACAUGUUCGACUUCCUGGACGAACAGGCCGACAAACACGGCAUCCACGACCCGCACGUCCGCCACACCUGGAAGAGCAACUGCCUACCCCUGCGGUUUUGGGUCAACAUGAUCAAGAACCCUCAGUUUGUGUUCGACAUCCAUAAGAACAGCAUCACGGACGCCUGCCUCUCCGUGGUGGCCCAGACCUUCAUGGACUCCUGCUCCACAUCAGAGCACCGACUGGGCAAGGACUCCCCUUCCAACAAGCUGCUCUAUGCCAAGGACAUCCCCAGCUACAAGAACUGGGUGGAGAGGUAUUACUCGGACAUCGGGAAGAUGCCGGCCAUCAGCGACCAGGACAUGAACGCAUACCUGGCCGAGCAGUCCCGGAUGCACAUGAAUGAGUUCAACGCCAUGAGCGCACUCUCGGAGAUCUUCUCCUACGUGGGCAAGUACAGCGAGGAGAUCCUCGGACCUCUGGACCAUGACGACCAGUGUGGGAAGCAGAAACUGGCCUACAAACUAGAACAAGUCAUAACCCUCAUGAGCUUAGACAGCUGA